Messenger RNA from Talaromyces marneffei, 1092 nucleotides. RefSeq lists its product as uncharacterized. The transcript has 2 exons. NCBI's taxonomy places the organism in Eukaryota, Fungi, Ascomycota, Eurotiomycetes, Eurotiales, Trichocomaceae. Bases 1 to 1092 code for a protein of 363 amino acids. The record is from RefSeq and is a predicted model, not a curated record.
AUGCCUUUUGCCAACGGCUUAUCCUCCAAGCCAGCCUACAAGUUCGGUGUCGAGAUCGAGAUGUUCAUAAUCUUCAAGGCUGAGCCUGAAGACAUUCGUCUUGAAGAUACCAUGGCAAGCCAGCUCGAAAAGGUAGCCGACAACAUUGCUGAACUCUACAACUCUACAAUUUCUGAGCUUCCUCCAGGCGAGCCUGAAGUCAAAUAUCCAUCCAUGACUCGCCAAGAUUGGAAAUCUGAUAUCGUCGAAACCCACCCUACUCGUUGGGAAAUCAACAACUUCUGGGAAAUUCAUGACGAUCCCAGUCUUUACAUGUUCGGUAUCGAGCAGUGUGAUGGUUGGCCCCUCGAGUUUGCCUCUCCUAUUUUCGACUACUCAAUCAUGAUGUCUCAUGAUCACGUCGUCCGUGGUCGUUACGUCUAUCCAUGGAUGAGCUCUAUCAAGAAGUUAUUCACCUUCCUUCAAGAUAAGACUAUUGUCCUCGUGGAUGAUGAGUGUGCUUUGCAAGUGAGCGUCUCAGCCAACGACCACUAUGGAUGGGAUAGCUUAGAGCAGGUCAAGUCUCUCUCUAAGAGUAUUUUGUACUUCGAACAUGCCAUUCGUUCUGUCCUACCCCAGGAUCGCCAUGACAACGACUAUGCCAAGUGGAACGGCUCUCCUACCCAAACCACUAGCACGAUUACUCGUAUGAAUCCCCAGUUCGAGGGCACCUCUGGCGUCGAAUUACGCAUUGCGCUCGUUGACGCUUGCGCCACCGUGGCAGAAUUGAUCGAGCUUAUGAACAAUGAUCAAAAACGUUGGAGUUGGAACUUUACCAAUCUCGAAGCAGACGCAAACUCCAACUUGAUCCACGGCCGUGUUGAGUUCCGUAGCCCCCCUGCCGUGGACAAUUGGCGUGAAUGCGCGGCUUGGAUUCAUUUUACGAUGGAGUUUGUUCAUGCCGCUAUUUCGACAAGAGCUACUAUGCACCGUCUUGGAGCGUUCGAGAGCGACUGGGAGGGAUUGAUGAAGUUUCUUGACUCUGUUCCACCUCUUAUGUCGAAUGAUUCCAAGGUGACGUACCGUCGUGAGCUUGGGUUGUCCGAUAACUAA